Molecule: messenger RNA, 1063 nt
Organism: Amphimedon queenslandica
Lineage: Eukaryota; Metazoa; Porifera; Demospongiae; Haplosclerida; Niphatidae
Product: stress response protein NST1-like
Exons: 1
Coding region: 142-981 (279 amino acids)
Source: RefSeq, a predicted model, not a curated record
GGGGUGUCCCCUGAUCCUCGCUUAAAAACAAUAGAGCUCUUCUGUGUGUACUGGCCGGGAAAAGAAGAUAGCAGGAAAAAGAAGAUAGCAGGGAAACAAGACUAGAUCUACAAUACAUAGACCUAGAUCAUCAUCAUCAUCAUGCCGACAUUAGUUUGCACCAAAUGCGGCAGCCAAGCUAAAGUCCAACAAAGGGGACAGGCGCCAUUCUACUGUCGAAGCUGCAGGACAUUGGCAAGACAGCAAGAAGAAGUGCAGGAUAUGGCCUGCGAAGUACAAGUAGCAAGAAACAACGAUAAGAUACAUGCCAUUUGCAUCGAAGAAAAUGCAGCAGGAAUUUCGGCGCUGCAGAGGGAAGUGGCAGCUUUGAAACAGGAGCAGGACUUAUUGAAGGCCGAACGGGUCAGACAGGAAAGUGAAGAGAGGCAACAGAGGCUUAAACUGGAAAGUGAAGAAAGACAACUGAAGCUCAAACUGGAAAGUGAAGAAAGACAACUGAAGCUCAAACUGGAAAGUGAAGCAAGAGAAAAUGAAAAAACUAGAGAGAGUGAAAUGCAAAAAAUUAAGCUUCAAAAUGAAUUUGAUCUGGAGAAGCUCAAAAUUGAAGAACAAAAGGCAGUUGAGAUAGCACAAUUAAAUACUGAAGCCAAAACUCAAGAAGCACUAACGGCUCAGGCAGAAGCUGCUAAAGCUAAAGCAGAGGCAUCUGUCAACAUAAAGAAAGAAAUGAAUAAAGCACUUGAGAAAGUAAGCAAGACAAAGAAUCCACAAGCAGCAAUUGCUGUGAUCAAGCAUUUCCGUGAUGCUCCAGAAGAUGAUCAGAGUACCACGAGCACACUCAGCUCUGACGAUAUCAUGAGUAGUUAUGCAACAGAAAAUGCCCCUGACGAUCCAUUGGCAUUUGGUGUGAAUGAAAAUUGGACUAAACUGCACAGGAGAGUAAACACUGCUCCAUGCGACAACGCUCACAAGGCAUACUAAGUUGUGAAUGUCUGUUGUAAAACAGAAUUUUUUAAUACUGCUAUUGUUUUUGUGGUAAAUAAAUGUUGUUUUUAAAAAUUAA